Molecule: messenger RNA, 408 nt
Organism: Staurois parvus
Lineage: Eukaryota; Metazoa; Chordata; Amphibia; Anura; Ranidae
Source: the annotation of a GenBank genome assembly
AUGCAGACUGCUUCUACAAACAUUUGUGAAAGACUGUGCAGUAAAUUCACCCGUACAAUUUCCUUGCUACUAAAUAUUCCACAGUCAACUUUUAGUGGUAUUAUAACAAAGUGGAAGCAACUGGGAACAACAGCAACUCAGCCACGACAUGGUAGGCCACGUAAAAUGACAGAGCGGGGACAGCACAUACUGAAGUGCACAGUGCACAGAAGUCGCCAACUGUCUGCAGAAACAAUAGCUAAAGACCUCCAAACUUCAUGUGGCCUUCAGGUUAGCAAAACAAUAGUACAUAAAGAGCUUCAUGGAAUGGGUUUCUAUGGCCGAGUAGCUGCAUCCAAGCCUUAUAUAACCAAGUGCAAUGCAAAGCGUUGGAUUCAGUGGCGUAAAGCACACCAUCACUGGACUCUA